UCACUGGACAUCAUCUUCUCUUUCAACAUUUGGCAGAAGCCAUCCCUGUCUCAUUGUCUUUCGCCUCUAUACCCCCCUUUUUGAACUUUGGUGUCUUAGUCGUGUGCUUGCACAAUGUCCUUCACACCAACCAGCUCGGUUGUCGAUAGGAACAGCCUGAGUUCGCUCGACAGUGCGGAAAAGGGCCUGUGUGAUAGCGCACUCAAGUCGACAGCACCUGGGUUUGUGUACAUAGACCCGAAAAGGGCAUUACUGGCUCCCCCACCAUCAUUCCCAGUUUCUCCUGUACACCACGGCAUAACACCCCGUGCAAGCGUACCCGAUUUCUCGCUAGCCAGCCUAUCGUCAUGCCCAGUCUCUCCUGUACACCAGGGUAUAACACCAUGCACAAGCGUGCCCGAUCUGAAUCUGGGAGCAGGCGGACAAAAGCCUACCGAUAACAAGCCCAAGGCUACAGUCAAAGAGAUGGUUACGGAAAAGCCAAAAAAGCCCAAGAUCAGUCGCUGGAUUCUGUUCAAGCUCUGGUUCAACACGUACCGAAAGUUCUUCACACUCGUUGUCGUGCUGAACCUCGUGGGCAUCAUUUGCGCAGCAACUAACCACUUCCCUUAUGCCGAAAACCAUCUCGGUGCUUUAGUGUUAGGCAAUUUGCUCUGUGCAAUCUUAAUGCGAAAUGAGCUUUGGAUGCGCUUCCUAUACAUGGUUGCCAUAUAUGGUUUGAGCUGGACACCGAUUCCCGUCAAGUUAGCAGUGGUCUCCAUACUCCAACAUGUGGGAGGUAUUCACUCUGGAUGCGCCCUAUCUGGUGCUGCUUGGCUCGUCUAUAAGAUUGUCGACAUCAUCAAGUACCGCGCUGUGCAACACCCUGCCGUCAUUGUCAGCGGUAUAAUCACGAACGUGCUCAUUGUAAUCUCCAUCUUGAGCGCAUUCCCCUGGGUACGAAACACCUACCACAACGUUUUUGAGAGACACCACCGCUUUGUUGGAUGGCUAGGUCUUGCAAUGACAUGGGUUUUCGUGAUCAUGGGAAACACCUACGACAUCAAGCGUGGAGAGUGGAGAAGCGACGCUCACAGUCUUCUCAAUUCACAAGAACUCUGGUUUGCUGUCUUCAUGACAGUCUUCAUCCUCAUUCCCUGGGUCACACUCCGCGAAGUACCCGUCGAAGUUGAAAUUCCCUCACCCAAAGUAGCCGUUCUCAAGUUCGAGCGCGGCAUGCAGCAAGGUCUCCUAGGCCGUAUCAGCCGCACAUCCAUCAUGGAAUACCACGCCUUUGGUAUCAUCAGCGAAGGACGCAAGUCGGACUGCCAUUACAUGAUUUGCGGUGUGCAAGGUGACUUCACCAGAGGCCUUGUUGCCAACCCGCCGAAAACCGUCUGGACACGGCAAUUGAAAUUCGCGGGACCUGGACACGCCUCCGCCAUGUUCAAGCGAGGCAUUCGCAUCUGCACCGGCACAGGCAUCGGCGCUGCGCUCUCAACCUGCAUCCAAUCGCCCAACUGGUUUUUAAUCUGGAUCGGCUCAGACCAGGAGCGCACAUUUGGACCCACCGUCACGGGCCUGAUCCACAAGCACAUCGAGCCCGAGCGCAUGAUUCUGUGGGACAGCAAGAAGCGAGGCGGUCGCCCGGACACCAUGGCUCUACUGCGCGAUACGUGGAAGAGCUUCGGCGCCGAGGUCAUCUUCAUCACAAGCAACAUGCAAGGCAACGAUGAGAUGAUGCAGGGUUGUGCACAGGAGGGUAUGCAUGCUUUUGGCACCCUGUGGGACUUUUAACAUUUCAACAUCUGUGAUUUCCUUGUUUUUCUUUUUUUGGUUUGGAAGUGUGAACCCUCAAGUGCUGAGGUGAGGAUUGCGAAAGCGGCCGAGGAAGGUGAAAGUAAAAAAGAUUACGUCGUGCCCACGGUUUGAGCUGGAACAGGGAAUGUGGUGAAGGGAAGGGCUGAAAUGAUCGGCCAGGGGG
Molecule: messenger RNA, 1963 nt
Organism: Bipolaris sorokiniana ND90Pr
Lineage: Eukaryota; Fungi; Ascomycota; Dothideomycetes; Pleosporales; Pleosporaceae
Exons: 7
Coding region: 115-1776 (553 amino acids)
Source: RefSeq, a predicted model, not a curated record